ACCUUCAGACAGCUCUCGACACUCACGCCAGCAGUCUUACGUUUGACAAGUCGCACGCCAAGAUGUUCCACCCCGGUUCACCCCCACGAGCGCGCAUCGCGUUUGGCUAAAGGCGUCACGGACCGUUUAACCGCCUCAGGGUUACCCUUUUAGGCUGAACCCCACACUACUACACCGAUGUUUCGCUUACUCCUCCCUGUACUCCUCCACGUGCGGCUUAUUGUUUCCCGAGCCUUAUAACGACCCUGGUCCCAUUACCGAGACUUGAAGGAUGUUCCCACUGGACGCUCUUCGAAUCUCUGGUCGAAAACACGCAAGUAUAUGUAUAACGCGCCUUUGAAUUGGAUGAUCGCCCAACGCUACUAUUCGCUAUCCACUCCGAAGAAACAACAUCAAGAAGCCGUCCAUCAUGAUCCGUUCAGCGCACAACGGCGAUCGUUAUGAACUCACAAACCAUGCUGCGAUGGCCAAAGCCAGCGGCUUCCUCUGGAACCAAAAGAUGAUGAUCCAGGUAACCUGCCGCGGCUACGCAACCGCUCAGUUCAUGCAGCCCGAACCUGCGAAGUAUGUCCACGCGCCGAAUCUUGAAGCCAAGACCUUCAUGCAGCCGGAGCAAAAUUAUUAUGCACAUCAUCCUGGGCGGUUUGUCUAUGUUAAGGAUGAAGAGACGGGAGAGAUUUGGUCGGCGCCGUAUGAGCCAGUCCGAGCGAAACCGGAUCGGUUCGUGUUUUCAGUUGGAAAAAGUGAUAUCCAAUGGACAGUAGAGAAGGAUGGAGUGAGGGUGGAGAUGAACCUGCUGCUGCCGACAGAGGAUGUCGCUGAGCUGUGGAGUAUAAGAGUCACCAACAUUUCGAACCGGAAGCGGAAGACCAGUGUGUACCCCUUCUUUCCCUUCGGAUAUAUGUCCUGGAUGAAUCAGGAGGCAGAGUGGAACGAGGAAGUAGGCGGUAUUGUGGCAAGCAGUAAGACGCCAUAUCAGAAAGCAGAAGACUACCCGAAGACGAAGUUCCUGAAAGACAAGACCUACUUUUUGUGCGAGCAGGCACCGGUUGCAUGGGAAGCUAGACAAGACGCAUUUGAGGGCGAAGGCAAUUUACACGCCCCAGAAGCAUUGGAAGCGGAGUACUUGAGCAAUAGCGAUGCGAGAUACGAGACCCCUACAGCUGCGGUGCAGUAUCGAGCUGAGCUUCAGCCGAACAGCUCGGAGGAAUACCGAUUUCUCUUGGGUCCAGCAUUCGACGAAGCGGAGAUCCUCGCCAUGCGAGAGAAAUAUCUCAGCAAGGAUGGUCUUGCACAGGCCCGGAAAGAGUAUGAAGCAUACAUCGCAGCAGGCAGUGGAUGUCUCAAGAUCGAAACACCAGAUAAAGAUCUCGACAACUUUGUCAACAAUUGGCUACCACGACAAGUCUACUAUCACGGCGACGUCAAUCGGCUUACCACCGACCCUCAGACUCGGAACUACCUGCAGGACAACAUGGGUAUGGCCUUCAUCAAGCCUAACGUGUGUCGCGACGCAAUCCUUACUGCAAUUGGUCAGCAGGAAGAGAGUGGCGCAAUGCCCGAUGGGAUCUUACUGACGGAAGGUGCGGAGCUGAAGUACAUCAAUCAAAUUCCGCAUACAGAUCACUGUGUCUGGCUCCCCAUCGCACUAGAAAUCUACCUCAGCGAGACAGGAGACUACGAUCUUCUCGACAAGAAAGUCAAGAGCUUGCACGGAGACACGCAUACGGUCUUUGAACGCUUCAGUCGCGCAAUGGACUGGCUUCUUUCUUCCAGCGCAAGAGAUACUCGAGGCCUGAGCUACAUCGCACAAGGCGACUGGUGCGACCCCAUGAACAUGGUUGGUCCAAAAGGGGUCGGUGUGUCAGGCUGGCUGACCGUCGCUACCGCGUACGCGGUGAACCUCUGGGCCGAUGUCUGCGAACAAGUCGACAAAGUCGACACUGCAAACAGGUAUCGCGAAGGCGCAAAAACCGUCAACGAGUCAGCGAACCGAUAUUUAUGGGACGGUGAUUGGUUCUCUCGAGGCAUCACAGACGACGGUGUUACGUUUGGUAUCAAAGACGACAAAGAAGGCCGUAUCUGGCUCAACCCGCAGGCAUGGAGUAUUCUCGGUGGCGCGGCUUCGUCUGAAAAGAUCAAGAAGAUUUUGCCGCAGAUUGACAGCCAACUCACGACUCCAUAUGGUGUGCUUAUGUUUGCGCCACCGUUCACAGCCAUGCGCGAAGAUGUUGGCCGCGUGACGCAGAAGUAUCCCGGACAAGGCGAGAAUGGCAGUGUGUACAACCACGCUGCAUCUUUCUACGCGUGGGCGAUGUACACCAUCGACGAGGCAGAUCGCGCAUACUCCUGCCUUCGCGCAAUGAUUGCUGGGCCAGAUGAAGAAGAUCUACUGGCAAGAGGUCAGUUGCCGGUGUUCAUACCAAACUACUACCGUGGAGGCUGGGGUAUCGAGAAGUUCCAGCGCACGGCUGGGCGCAGUUCGCAAUUGUUCAAUACCGGCACUGUAAGCUGGGCGUAUCGAUGCAUCAUAGAGGGGCUGUGUGGGUUGAGGGGUGUUAAGGAGGGCUUGAAGAUCGAUCCGAAGUUGCCAAAGAGAUGGGACGGUAUUAAGGUGAGCAGGCAAUUCCGGGGAGCGACUUUCGAGGUAGAGAUUAAGCGCGCCGAUGUGAAGAGCGUGGAAGUGAUCUUGGAUGGGAAUGAGCUAGAUGGAACAGUUGUGAAAUAUGUAAAAGCUGGCAGGACGUAUAGACUUGACGUGCAGAUUCCAUAGGAGAGAAAAAAGACAUCGGCUUUACAUUUGACUG
Macroventuria anomochaeta is the source of this 2807-nucleotide messenger RNA. RefSeq names its product glycoside hydrolase family 94 protein. Lineage: Eukaryota; Fungi; Ascomycota; Dothideomycetes; Pleosporales; Didymellaceae. Gene Ontology annotation, molecular function: hexosyltransferase activity; carbohydrate binding. Gene Ontology annotation, biological process: cellulose catabolic process. The transcript has a single exon. The record is from RefSeq and is a predicted model, not a curated record. Bases 410 to 2773 code for a protein of 787 amino acids.